AUGUUCAAUUGUCCCGGAAGUGAAGAGGCUCAGUUACUAUACUCAUCGGAACAAUAUUCUCCGGAAACGAUAAGGAAAAAGCAGCCAUUUCGAAGACGGCGAAAGCGUAGCGCUUCAUCAUACGAGCGAAAACGGAAAGCGGCAAAUGAAAGGGAACGAAGACGAAUGUGGAGGUGA
Molecule: messenger RNA, 177 nt
Organism: Gongylonema pulchrum
Lineage: Eukaryota; Metazoa; Nematoda; Chromadorea; Rhabditida; Gongylonematidae
Source: the annotation of a GenBank genome assembly